AUGGCUCAUGUAGAGUGUAGGAGGAAACCACCGAAACUAUGUCGUCGUACGUUCUUCCUCCGGAAUGGCUCAGCACCAACUCGAUCCGAAAUGAGCGAACAGCUGGGCGACGAGCUGGCGGACGUGGUACUAGCUACACUACAACCGAGUCAACGCGCGGCACUACCCGUCGAUCGGAUGGUGUUUACGGAGGGCCACAAAUCACUCACUGCGGGCGGCAGAGAUUCCGAUAAAGUGCGAGGUCAAAUUCAUGAUCAUAUUAUGAAAAUUGGUGACAACGUUUCCCAGCGUCUCGAAGGCUACUGGCGCAAACGGGUGAAGGAAACCGCAACAUCCGUUGUGACUGCGGAUGAUUUGGAUUUCGUUCGCUUCGAAUGCCAACAGAAGAUAGCGAUAGCACGCGAUGAAGAACGGAAGCGCUACGAGCGGUUGCUGAUGGAAAAGGAGGAAACAAUGCGGCGUCACUUCCGGGAGGAGAAAGAUGAUCUGCAUCGAUCGUACGGUGAGGCUCGAUCCCUUUGGGGCCACUUCGUGUGCCGUAAAGUUCGGACACAGGCCAAGCAGCUCCUGUGCCAAAUUGCUGCUCGCUAUAGGGUGAAGCUGGAGCAAGAGUUAAACCAACGGCUUCAGCAGGAGACAGCGCGCAUGGAGACCGAGAUGGAGGCGAUCGUACGAAGGGCUUUAGAUCACCAGAAAAGAGUGCAUGAACAGACGAUCGAGUGGCUAAUUUACCAGUACGAGGAGCAGUUACGGUUUGCCAAUGAGUACAGUCGCUGCCUGCAGACGGUGGAAAUUGUUAGAGAAUUCUGCCGCGGCCAGCAGCGUCCCCAAAGCAAAGAUCUAUCGCUGGAAAAAGCCCCCGAUGAACGGUUCGAUGCGUUGUUUGAUUUGAAGAAGAGUGAGGAUCAAAUUGCAGCGAUAGCGGACUCAAUCAUACCAGCGUACAUUCAGGCGACUGAUGAAGAUUAUGCUGAAAUGUUUCCCAAACCUGAAGAUACGUAA
Molecule: messenger RNA, 1002 nt
Organism: Anopheles aquasalis
Lineage: Eukaryota; Metazoa; Arthropoda; Insecta; Diptera; Culicidae
Source: RefSeq, a predicted model, not a curated record